UAACCAAAGCUGGAUGUGUAGGACGUCACAUGUUGUUUUUCCUCUUCACUCCAGUCACUUAGCGAUAUGUGUUAUUUACUGUUAAACUGCUCCUCACAGCGAACGCGCAGCCCGCGCCGGGUACAGAAAAGAGUCUGACAGGAUUUUCAUUGCGCUUCAGAGGAGACUAACAGACUGACUGCACAAGUUGAGGAAAAGUGAGAGUUUUUCUUUAUAGCUUAUGAGAAUGGCGAGUCCGCCGCCGACGGAAGGACAGCUGAUUUCAAACAUGAUCGUGAAGAAUAACAAUCGCGUAAAGAAAUGCGGAUAUCUGAGGAAACAGAAGCACGGACACAAGCGCUUUUUCGUGCUGAGGGAGUCGAGCGAGGGCUCUCCUGCCCGGCUGGAGUACUACGAAAGCGAAAAGAAAUGGAAAAACAAGUCGGCUGCUAAACGGGUUAUACCUUUGGACUCCUGCCUGAACAUCAACAAGAGAGCCGAUGCCAAACACAAGCACCUGAUCGCCCUUUACACUAAGGACGAGUAUUUUGCCGUGGCUGCCGAAAACGAGCAGGAACAGGAGGACUGGUACGCCGUUUUAACGGAUUUAAUGAACGAGGGGAAAGUGAGCGACGGCUCCGCGUCCAAUUCGGCAUCGUCUCUCGUUGGGUUUGAUGAGGCGAAUUACGGCGUAAUAACGCCGGUUUCCGCCACUUACAAGGAGGUUUGGCAAGUUAAUUUAAAAUCUAAAGGACUCGGACAGAGCAGGAAUCUAACGGGCGUCUAUCGCCUGUGUUUAUCCAGCCGCACCAUCAGCUUCGUGAAACUUAACACGGAGGUGGCGUCAGUUAUUUUACAGCUGAUGAACAUACGGCGAUGCGGACACUCUGACAGCUUUUUCUUCAUCGAGGUGGGCCGGUCCGCGUCGAUAGGACCCGGUGAGCUGUGGAUGCAGGCGGAUGACUCCGUGGUGGCGCAAAACAUUCACGAGACCAUUUUGGAGGCGAUGAAAGCGAUGAAGGAGAUGUCAGAGUUCCGCCCGCGCAGCAAAAGCCAGUCCUCUGGUACCAACCCCAUCUCCGUGCCCACCAGGCGGCACUUUAACAAUCUUCCACCGAGUCAGACUGGGCUACAACGGCGAUCGCGCACCGACAGCGUGGCAGCGACGUCUCCCGUGACGAAACUGACGUCCUGCAGAAUACGCACUGCAAGCGAGGGCGAUGGAACCAUGACGCGGCCCAUGUCAGUGACUGGCAGCCCGGUCAGUAUGGGUGCCAACAGGACGCAUUUAAGCCGCUCCAACACGGUGACAGCUCGCCCAUGCAGAACAUUUGAGACCUCAUCCCUGCAGCACAGUAAAUCCAUGUGCAUGCCCGUGUCUCGCUCCCCUCCCUCAGCUGUCAGCCCUGCCAGCCUGGGUUGUAAUAUCGAAAGCACCCCUCGCCCCUCCAGCUGCACCGCAUCCAUUUCGGGCUCACCCAUAGAUGCCGGUUUCAUUUCUUGUGAUGAAUGUGGCUCCAGCCCGGGAGAUGUACGGCACCUUUCUAUAGCAAACCGAUGCAACACACCGGAGUCCCUCGCUAGCACACCCCCCUCACAAGAGGGCAGUGACCUCCAUGGAUACAUGAUCAUGGAGAGGCCGAACUGCUGCGGGAGGCGAGGUGCCCGAACAGGGGCAGAGGAGAGAAUUGGAGAUCUAGAGAAAGCCUACAGGAAAAGGACACACUCUCUCACCAUGCCCUACCAGAAGAGGGUGCCGCCACAAGUUUCAUCAGCUUCAUUGGAUGAGUACACACUUAUGAAAGCCACUUACACAACUGGAGGCCAUUCAGGGCGCAGCUCGCACACUGCAUCCCCAAAGGUCACGUACCCUGAGGAUUAUGGUGACAUUCAAAUCGGAUCGUUAUUGAUAAGUUCGAGCAGUAAUCUGGGCGACGAUGGCUACAUGCCAAUGACACCAGGUGUGGCUCCACAAGGGGGAAAGGCUGACAACUACAUGCCUAUGAGCCCUAUGUGCGUUUCCGCUCCAAAGCAGAUAAUAAACCCUAGGACACACCCCCUCACUAUAGCUAAUGGCUACAGAACCAAUUCCCCCAGCAGCUGUUCUCUGGAAGACAGCGGCUACAUGAGGAUGUUGUGUGGCUCAAAGUUCUCUGUUGAUAGCUCUGAUGGAAAAUUGACAAACGGCGAGUACCUCAACAUGUCUCCUGUAGAUUGUGGGUCUGUCACACCACCCGACUACUAUCUUAGCCCCGUGGGUGUGGAGCAGUCUCCAUGCCUGAGACAGCUUCACUCAUUUAACUCUUUGCCACGCUGUCACAAGCCCCAGCAGAUGAAAAAGGAUACAGAAGACGACCAGUAUGUCGUCAUGAACCCUCAAAGUAACAGGAUAAUAGAAGAGACAGGAACCACAGCAUCACCCCCUGUCCUAUCCCCUCUAAGACAAAACCGGACAGAGAACCUUAUUCACAGGCAUAGAAUUAACCGGCCCACCCGCCUCUCUCUGGACACACUUCGGACAUUACCCAGCAUGAACGAGCAUCCCCUCCCCACUGAGCCAAAAAGCCCUGGUGAGUACAUUAACAUAGACUUUGGACAUAUUGUUGAAAGCAGCUCCCCGCCCUCCACUGCCUCCUCAGAAAGCCCAGCCUCAUCGCUAGGAUCCUCCAGCGGUCAGAGGCAGUCCCCCCUGUCGGAUUACAUGAACAUAGAUGUAAACUCACAGUCACUCAAAACUGGAGAUGCGGCCCCAUCUGACACUUUUGAGGCCCUUCCAGUACGGAUGUCCUGCCCUGCCCACUCCGAGGAAGACAGGUACCACCUUACAGCACAGGUGGCACCAGUGGGCCCAGUUGGCAAAGCUAAAGACGAUUACACAGAGAUGACGUUCAGCGUGCCUGCUUCGCCUCCACAGCCUGUCUCUCAGCCCUCAGAAGGUGGGCAAACCACCAGCCCAUCCUCCUGCAUGCAGAGGCUGGCUAUGGAUGAGAGUGUGGGAGUGUCCACCGUUGAUGCAUUUCUGCUGUGCCAUACCACUUUGGAUUUGGUGAAUCCUGACCGGGGCGCAAAGGUGAUUCGUGCGGACCCCCAGGGACGCCGACGACACAGUUCAGAAACAUUUGCCUCUACCACCACAGUUACACCAGUUUUUCCCUCCUUUGUUCACGAUACCAGGCGGCAUGGUUCGGCCUCUGUGGAGAACGUGUCUGUCUCUGUGAAGAACAGUGAAGGAUCAGAUGAAGAGUACAACAGUCCAAUGUGCAGAGAGACAUCGGCUGGCUUUCAGAACGGACUAAACUACAUUGCCUUAAACUUGAUGGAUGGGGGACUUGCCAGCUGUGAUUCUCUUGUGAGGUUCAAAGCUGCCAGCUGCUGUAAAGAGGGCAUCAAUGGAAUACAUGUCAGUCCAUAUGCCAGUCUUGGGUUCAAGGAAACGGCAACAACAGUACAAGACUAAACAAGAGCCAGUCUGCCCCCUUCAACCCCAUCCCCGUCUUUCACAAUGAGAGCGAGAGAUGUGCGGAGGAGAGGCGCUCGUAUAGACAGAUGGACCACGUUGCUGCUGCUUCAGCCCUCUGCUGAUCUCUGACCCCCGAAUGCAUUCGAACGGCCGUCGUCACGGCAACACGGACACUUGACCCCGGUGCGAGUCGCGAUGCUUGCUCAAAGACAGAGAGGCGGGACUUCCUGUUCAUCUGUAACUCACUACAAUCUCUUCCCUUUGGAUGCAGAACAUUCGUGUUAUGGACUUUUUUCACCGGUUUUGGAAAGAGCUCUGGACGUUGAGUGGCCAGUGUCCUUCUAAACCUGUGAACCAAACCUGGAUAGAAACAUCUGAUCUGCACACACACACACACACACACACGCACAUACAAUUGUAUACGUGUUGCACAUGUCACUUAUUUAUUUAAUUGUGUGCAUAUAUGUUGUGUGUUUGUGUGUGUGUGCAGGGGUGGUUGCAACACUGCACAAAGGUGGCAUUUCAGAAAUUUGCUCAACAAUUCGAACUAAGCAGUCACUUGAAAACCCUACCUCAGAACGAGCCAGGUUAUGACUUACAAAAAAUAUAUAUAUAUAUAUAUAUAUAUUGAGAAACUAAUUUAUUUUUACAAGUGAAUGUUUUCGUAAACACCAAUCCAAAGCCUUACUGACUGUACGAACAGUGUUUCCUGGAGGACAUGCAUUAUGGACCUGCAUUCACUCACAAGAGUCUCAAAGAUUAACUGUUUGCCAUGGUAACUGAAUGUCUUGUAGUGCAGCGGAAGAAGAUGGUGAAUGACCUGGCUUCCGCUGCAAUCAAAGAUCUCAUAAUAUAUUAUUAUUCUAUUCUACACAGAUAUUUAAAUCAUUUUAAUAUAAUAUUAAUAUUUAUCUGAGCUGGUAACGGACCGGAUGGGCGGCCAUCUGCUGCCCAGCACAUACUGUAUGCAAAGCAGGCUUCCAGAGUAUAGGAGUUAUCGGAACGAAGCCACACGUGAUUAACACGCAAACCACAACAUGCUACACGAAUGAGCCUCAGGUUAGAGCGAGGACCACCUCACCAAGCCUAGGCACGCUAGCACACUUUAAACCCACUGUCUUUGACCCUAACAACCCAAAGCCUCUCUCCGCCUUACACCCGCACCCGCCGGCUUGGUGUUCAAUUCAGCGACCGCUCCGCCGAUCGACCAGCGGCAGGAGCGGGCAACGAACGAGAGCGAUAGGUUUCAGAUGGGUCGACACCAAUACUGCUGCUCCCUACCGUCAAGACAGGGAAAGACUCGUCAGAACCAAUGCUUUGUCUUGCACUUACAAACUCCCUAGAUUGUAACACAAGACACUUUUGAAUGUAGAGUAUUCCGGAGUUCUCCGCAAAGGAGACGUUUGGACAAAACGCGCUUAAACAUCCACAAACAAACUGAUGAUAAAGUCGUACAGUUUAACACAUUCAAAACAAAGUACAACACGACUUGACUUAAGUAUAUGGAAAACAUUUGCCUAGAAAUCUGUAAAUAACGUGUAAAGAGAUUGCAACUGAUUAUAUAUUAUGUCUUUUUGUUUAUAUAUAUAUAAAUAUACUGUACGUGUUCGAAUGAAUUUUCCCCAAACUAAAGCACUAAUGAAGGUACUCGCCAAAGGCUUAAUUUAGCCUGGCGAUUUUCUUUUAUAACUCUUCAGUAAGUUUGUAAAAGUAUGUACACUGUACAAAAGAAAUGCCACUUUGAUGAUAUUUGAUAAUGCUAUAAAAAACGAGAAAAACUAAUAAAAUGAAUUUGUAGAAUAAUACUUGAUAUUACAAGUAAAUCUUGCUACAUAGGUACAAGUUGACAAACGGCAUAUGCAAUAUUUACAUUUUUUUAAAAGAUUAGUUUACAGAAAGGAACCAAAUGUAUAAUAAAUACUGUGUUAAUAUAUUUAAAACCUUAAAACGUUUUUUGCUGUACACAUUUUUUCUGCCAACUUUAAAUGGGAAAGUGUUUUUUCCUCGUUUUCAUGAUUUGCUAUUGAAUCCUAACAGUAAUUUCAGCAGUGUUCUCAAGCGAAUGCUGUUUCUCAGUAUGGAAAGGUUAAAUAGGCCUAUUUCAAUGCCUGAGUUUUUUCCUGUGUCUUCCAUUGUAUAUACUUCAUAUUCUUUGCAUUGUGAUGCUACUUAGAAGUGAUAAUUUAAACUUAGUGUAAUUAGCGUUGCUUUUGAAACUGUAUUGAUUCUGAAUAGCCACAUGCAAUAAAAAAGUAACAUUAUUUAAGAA
This is a messenger RNA of Paramisgurnus dabryanus, 5708 nucleotides long. It is a transcript of the gene irs2b, whose product is annotated as insulin receptor substrate 2b. Gene Ontology annotation, cellular component: plasma membrane; cytosol. Gene Ontology annotation, molecular function: phosphatidylinositol 3-kinase binding; insulin receptor binding. Gene Ontology annotation, biological process: insulin receptor signaling pathway. Lineage: Eukaryota; Metazoa; Chordata; Actinopteri; Cypriniformes; Cobitidae. The record is from RefSeq and is a predicted model, not a curated record.